AUGCGACUCUCCACAUUGAAGCUCUGUGAAAAUUGUUGUUUACAAUUAGAUUAUUGUUUCGGCUUCUGCCGCCCCCGUUGUUUGUUAGAUAGCGGUGGCAGUGGUGGCAGUGGGGGUGGUGGUGGUGGGGUCGGUGGCACGGGUGUUUGCAUUGAUACCGAUGACGCUGCUGAGUGUUCCGUUGUGGUUGUCCGCAGUCUGGGUUAUCUUUACAAGUCGGAAGAUAAAUCAUUUGUUGCUCACGGGGCCCACAUGAAACGAAUUUCGUGUCGGUCAGGAUUACAGUCCCAGUUUGAUGUACACUUGGCUCACAGAUCAGUUGCAUAUUCGUUUUCCUUGUCGGAUCAAAUCCAUCGCUUUCGUUCGUGGUCAUUUAUGUUUCCAGAAUUGAUCAAAGCAAUUCUAGAAACAUAUGAAAUCUGUCGUUUGAAUCUGUGGAAGUAUUUGUUACCGAUAGAUAACUCCGAGUCAAAUGAACCCGCAGAUUAUGAUGACACACUGUUCAUGGAAUAG
Molecule: messenger RNA, 513 nt
Organism: Fasciola hepatica (liver fluke)
Lineage: Eukaryota; Metazoa; Platyhelminthes; Trematoda; Plagiorchiida; Fasciolidae
Source: the annotation of a GenBank genome assembly